UAUGCUCCCUGCCACAGGGCUGCCCCUUCCAUUUCCUCUGUGCUGAGACGUGAGAUGUGCGAUGGGCUGCAGGGAUCACAUCCCAGCAUAAAUCUUUUUGUAUUAUUAUUAUUUUUAAUUUGUGUGUGAUUUUAUCAGAGAGUUUGGGGUGGCACAGAGAAAACGCAGCCUCUCUGCGUGCCAGACUCUGCCUCCCUCGUGCGCUUCGGUGAGACUUAAGAUAUGAAUUAACCCAAAUCUCAAAAAGCUGAGGCUGUGUCAAAGCGACCAGGCUGGAACCUCUCCCUGCAGUGGUCUCAUUUCAUCCACUCAGCUGGGAAGCAUUCCAGGAUGAGAAAGCCUCCGAAAUCAGUCAGCAGAGCCGUCGGGUACCCCCACCAGAGCCCCCAGCAGCCAGCAGCACCGGGACCGGUGCCCUAAAUGGUGCAGCUCGUCCCCGUCUGCAUCCCCCGGCACCUUUCUGUGGGAGAUGCUGGAAGAGCUGCGGGUCCCUCCCUCUGUGCCAGCCUCUCGUUGUGAAGACGCGAAGAAAGAGUUAAGGCACGGCACGGGCUGCCGGAGGCCAAUCAGGCAGAGCAAAGGGCGGCAGGUUGUUUACAGCCAGGUAGGAUUUGGGAGCUUUGCCCGGGGCCCCGAGCAGGUGGACGAUGGGCAGAGAGCCCACAGCAGGACGGGGAGCGCAGGAGGACGGAGCCCCAUGCUGUCCAGUGCCACUGACCCGUGCCUCCGCCUCGCCGCUGCGCUGCCAUGGCCACGCUAGAGGCGCUGCCCGUUCUCAGUGACCCGACGUACCCCAGCCCGGAGAACUUGCCCGGUUUCUCUCCCCGGCCAUCCCACCCCGCCUCGCAGAGCGCCAUGGGGAGCGUGGGCAGCGGAGUCGCCAACGACCAGGAGUUCGCCAUGAAGAGCGUGGGGACCCGGACGCAGAGCAGCGGCCGGCAGACGGAGGGGUCCCGCAACGGGUACUCCACGCGGGAGAUCUCCAACCGCUACUCCGGCGAGGAGAAGACGUACAAGUCGGAGAAGGUCUCCAAUUCCCUCUACAUCAACGGCGACCUGCGCAAGAGCGAGAAGGUGAAGGUGGACAUCUGUGGGAACGUGACCGCCAACAACGAGAAGAACUUGCCGCCUCCUCCCCAGUACCGAGAGCCCGGUAACCCACCAAAGAUAUUGCCAAUCUCCGGCAAACUAGACCAGAGCAAUGAGCCCUUAGUCAGACCCUCAGCCUUUAAACCAGUAGUUCCUAAAAACUUCCAUUCCAUGCAGAACCUCUGCCCGCCGCAGAGCAACGGGGUGACAGAGAACAGAAAGAGCUUGAACCAUGCCAACAGCAAUAGCCCAUCCGCCCCCAAAAGUGGACUCGACAAGACCAGCCUUAACAGGACUACAAACCAAGGGGGAGGCCUUUCGGAUUCGGGCCGUAACUCAUUAACGAGCCUGCCCACGUACGGGACAGGCUACAGCCAGCACGUGGGCCCCAUGAGCGCCUCGACGAGCCACAUCAACCGCAUCGGCACGACCUACGUGGACAAGAACAUCGUGGGAUACAACGGGAUAUCUACCUCAGACAGCGGGCGGUCUUCGAGCAAGAGCACCUCUUCGUUCAACAGACUGAACCAUCUCAACGAAACGAUGCCUUUCCACUCGCCUUCAACGGACGACAUCAUCCAAGACCUGGAAGACCGGCUCUGGGAGAAGGAGCAGGAGGUCCUCCAGAUGCGAAGGAACUUGGACAAAAGCGAGGCAGCCAUCUUCCAAGUGUUUGAGGAGAAGCAGAAGAUCUGGGAGAGGGAAAUGGAGGACCUGAGGCAAAACUACGCCAACAAACUGCAGCAGGUCUCCAAAAAGGCGCAGCGGGCUCAGCAGGCCUUGCAGCUCCAGAUCUUCAAGUUACAGCAGGAGAAAAAAAAACUCCAGGACGACAUGGGGCAACUCCUCCAACAGCGAGAGGAGCUGGAGAAGAAAUUUGUGGCUUUCAAGAAGGAGCAGGCUGAGUUUCUCCCAAAGAUUGAGGAGACCAAGUGGGAGGUGUGUCAGAAGGCGGGGGAGAUCUCCCUGCUCAAGCAGCAGCUGAAGGAUUCCCAAGCGGACGUCUCCCAGAAGCUGAACGAGAUCGUGGGGCUGCGGACGCAGCUCAAGGAAGGUAAGAACUUCCUGCGGGAGAAGGAGGAGCAAAUCCUCACCCUGAAGGACUCCUACAGCUCCAAGAGCGUCAACCUGGAGAUCUGCGAGAGCGAGCUGCAGCGGAAGAUGAGCGAGGUGCAGGUGCUGAGGGAAAAACUGAACCACUGUGAGAUGGAGGUCUCCGGACUGAAGCGGACGCUUGCCAGCAUGGGACCUCCGGGGCCUUUUGGCGGGGACCUGGCGGAGAAGCUGCGGGACCCCCUGGCCUGCGAAAGCGACGAAGCCAAGAUGCAGCGGCAGAGCGAGGACAGCGUCAGCACGCUGCGGAAGGAGGUGGAGCGGCUGCAGACGGAGCUGAAGCUGGAGCGGCAGCAGCGGGAGCAGCAGGUGAUGGACUUCGAGGAGGAGAGGCGCACGUGGCAGGAAGAGAAGGAGAAGGUCAUCAAGUACCAGAAGCAGCUGCAGCUCAACUACGUGGAGAUGUACCAGAAGAACCAGCUCCUGGAGCACAAGGUGAACGAGAUGAACACAAAGGCCACCAGCCCCCCGCACACCGAGGAGAAAAAACCAUGGACUCCCUCCAGACUCGAGCGAAUAGAGUCCACCGAGAUCUGAGGUGGGACCGAGACGAUGCCCAUGUUUUUUAUUUUAUUGCUGUGCAUGUACUACCUACUCAAGCCAGUGAUCUUCCGAAGGAUAACACGAUACCGUAGGAGCGGUGUGAGUUCGCCCACGCCGAGCUCCUUCACCCCAACUCUGUUCUUCUGUGCUCUGUAGGUAAAAUAACUGUGGAUGUGCGUUGUUUUUCUAUCGAUGAUGCGACAUCUUUCGUUUGGUUUUGGUUUUUUCCUCGUACAGCUGGUGAGGGUCAGUUGGCUCUUUUGUAAUCUGCCGUGACUGUUACUUCGCUAGAGGCUGCCACCCCCUCUCCUACAAUUCACCCCUCUUUGGUUGGUUGUUUUGGAGGGUUGUGUUUGGUUCCUUUGGUUUCCAAAGCAUUGAUAUGCAGCAAAACAGCUCAAAGUGGCAGGUUGUUUGUUUUUUUUUUCAGGGCAAUUUUAGCCACAUUGGCUAACGGAGCAAAGCUCUUGGGAUCGUGAGCAAACUCACUGUUCUGCGUCAAGUAUCUCGUCUAGACAAUGGUCUUAGUGAAGUCAGGAGGAGAUUGGCCACUGAUUUCAGUGAAACCAGACGUAUCUCUACCAGGUGACUCCCUCCUGCAGCCCGUGGCUACCAUGGCUGUAGGAGGUUAGGACGUCCUUGAGCACCAGGAUGAGCCUGUCCUGGUAACAGAAGCCACCAAGGAAUGGCCGCCCAGCAGGAGCUUCUGUUGACACAUGCUGCGUUUUCAUUUCCUUGUGUUUUCCUUCCGCAUUUCCACUCACCUCCUGGGCUGUGACCAAUCCUGGGAGCAGAAAUACCCCCCCACCUCUGCCUUGAUCCCCCUAUUCUAACAUACAUCCAAGCUGGCUGCAGCAAGA
Messenger RNA from Oxyura jamaicensis (ruddy duck), 3605 nucleotides. It is a transcript of the gene LZTS3, whose product is annotated as leucine zipper tumor suppressor family member 3. The transcript has 4 exons. Gene Ontology annotation, cellular component: dendritic spine. The coding region runs from base 748 to 2739 and encodes 663 amino acids. Gene Ontology annotation, biological process: regulation of dendritic spine morphogenesis. The record is from RefSeq and is a predicted model, not a curated record. Lineage: Eukaryota; Metazoa; Chordata; Aves; Anseriformes; Anatidae.